Messenger RNA from Schistocerca cancellata (South American locust), 315 nucleotides. RefSeq lists its product as uncharacterized. NCBI's taxonomy places the organism in Eukaryota, Metazoa, Arthropoda, Insecta, Orthoptera, Acrididae. The coding region runs from base 4 to 315 and encodes 103 amino acids. The transcript is spliced from 6 exons. The record is from RefSeq and is a predicted model, not a curated record.
AACAUGGCUGCCACACGAGCUCUCCUUCUGGUGGCGAUCGGCGUCGCGGCGGUUUGCUUACUGGCGACAGCUGCUCCCGCUGAGGAAACAAGGCCGGCGGAGGCAAGUGGCCCAGCCCUGACCGCAGCGGCACCGCCACAGACCGCGGGCAAGACACAGGAAAGCGACGAGUCGAAAGAAAGCGACGAGGACAAGAAGACGAGGAGAGCAGCGGGCGACGAUGGCGAUGACGACGAUGACAGGAGAAAGAGGGAGGCGGCUCCCGUGAAACCCGGCGACGAUGACGACAACGAGAGGAGGAAGAGGAGCUGGUGA